AUUAACAUAUUUGGUGUUUGUUUUAAGGCUGAACAUACUUGAGCAGAUCAAGUUAUUCUGCAGAAUACAGUCUUCCAGUUGGUUUAUUACUAUGUCAAUAACUAAUUGAGGCUGCACCAGAAUAAAUUUUUAAAAUAUUUUUCCUUCUAACUUCUCUACUCUUGUACUUUUAUCAAUAAAUUUUAGACAGCCUAAUCAGAUACAAUUAGUUUAACAAGUUUUAUAGUUUGAAUAAUUACUUCAAAAGUGUUAGUGUUUUAUAGAAAUAAAACUGUGGAGAAUUCUUUGUGUCUUACAUUAAUAAAUGAAGGAAACUUGAUAUGAACAGUUGUAUGAAUUUUAUUUGAGUAAAAUCAGGGUAGUAAUAAAGUGACUGGUAAAAUUUUAUUCUGAUUUACAAAAUGUAUUUUUGUUAUAUAUUUUUGAUUAUAUGUUUUUAUAUUUAUAAUUUAAAUUUGGCUUUAAAAUAUGGGUGGCUGAUACCACUGCUUUAGACAGUUCUAUAGUCAUUCAGAACUGAAGGUCAUAGAAUAGAUCAAAUAGAGUAACGUGAGAUAUAAGUAAAUUAAAAAUAAAACACAGGGUGAGAGUGCAGAGAACAAAAAUGGGCCCCAAAUCUAAAUGAAAUACAGAAAACCCAGAAAUCUCCUAUGAGGAACAGGUCCAUCAUUUUGUCCAAAAUAGAGAAAUGAAAAUACUGAUGUUAAAAGUCAUAGAGGUGUUGGGAAGGGCAUGGCUGUAUUACAGUCUUCAGAACUGGUUAAUGAUAGAGUAACUGAGCCAUUUUCAUUCUUGCCUGUUGUUUGAACUGUAAUUGCCUGCCCUAUUUGAUGGCAUCUUUUGGAGUCCUCCUUUCUCCUUCCCCCAAAUCUUGAUCGUUAUGGUUUCUAUACCACAUUUCUUCCAGUAUUAAAGUCUUUGAUGGAUCAUUUUGGAUUUGAAUAUUCAUUCAUAUUUAUUUCCUCUGGAGAAAUUAAGACCCAUCCAAUAAUUUACAGAGUUAUGUGGGUUUUCCGAUUUUCCACAGCACUUUUUUUUUUUAAGACAGGGCCUCGCUCCUGGGCUCAAGCUAUCCUCCCACCUCACCUCCCAAGUAGCUGAGACUACAGGCAAGCACGACCAUGUCCAGCUAAUUUUUGGAUUUUUUUUUUUUCUGUAGAGAUGGGGGUUUCCAUAUGUUGCCCAGGCCGGUCUUGAAUUCCUGAGCUCAAGCAAUUUUCCCACCUUGGUCUCCCAAAGUGCUGGGGUUACAGGCAUGAGUCGCCAUGCCCAGCAGCACUUACAUUUUGAGACCACAUCAUAGAUCUCUUUUUAAGAGAGAGGGUUAAUUUUCAAAAGAUAAGGACUUUAUAUGAUGUUAUAAAAAGGGGUUCAAGCCCAAGAAAAGUAUUUGAACUAGUUUGUGGUUUUGAAGGGUACCUUAGGAUUCAGGGAUGGGUUGUGGAAGAAGCAGAUACAGGGUGGGUGGGGGAGCAAACUGCAGGACUGCAGGAUACCCAACUCUCCACCCCAACCCCCUGCUUCCAUUAGCCACUCUGCUUUUGUCUCUGCUUUCUUGUUUCAGGUGAGGUGUAAUUUUUUUUGAGACAAAGUCUCACUCUAUCUCCCAAGCUGGAGUGCAGUGGCGUGAAUACAGCUCACUGCAACAGCAACCUCCUGGCCUCAAGCCAUCCUUCUGCCUCAGCCUCCCCAAAGCUCCAAGGUUACAGAUGUAAGCCACUGAGCCAGACGGAGGCAGAAUUUGAACAAAGGGUUAUAAGGAGAUGCCAGAUGAUCUCUAAGGUCCCUUCUGCCCUGUAGGGACAGGGAACUUUUGUUUUCAAAUCUCUGACCUGAACAUAGACCUUCAAGCUAAAAGAGUUGAAUAAUAACUGAGAGACACAAGAUAGGAUAAAGAAAACAUGUAGGCUGGGCAUGGCCAUCACUCCUGUAACUCCAGCACUUUGGGAGGCUGAGGCAGGCAGAUUGCUUGAGUUCUGGAGUUUAAAACUAGCCUGGGCAUAAUGUCAAAACCCCGUGUCUACAAACAAUACAAAAUUAGCAAGGUGUGGUGGCACGUGCCUGUAGCCCCAGCUAUUAGCCAGGCCUGGUGGCACAUGCCUGUAGCCCCAGCUACUCAGGAGGCCUAGGUAGGAGAAUCACCGAGCCUGGGAAGUAGAGGCUGCACCACUACAUUCCAUCCUGGACAAGAGAGUCUGUCUCAAAACAAAACCAGAACCAAAAAACCGUGUUAAAAAAAGAAAGACUCCAAAAUAAAAUUUUUUUAAAAAGUAAAAAGCACCAAAAAUUAAUCUUUUCUUCUUGCUAAGAAAUUAAACAUUUCCUAUUAAAUAUAAUGAAACGGUACAUUCAAAAAAGUUAAAUCCCUUCCAACACUGAGACACAUAGUAAAAACCAACCAAACUAGCAGAUAAACCUCAGUUUGAGUGUCCUGCAGAGACAGGGCUUGAUCUACCCAAGAGCAGGAGAACUAGUUUUCUCCACAAGGGGCUCCUUUUCAAAACAAGAGGUGCCUCUGAACAGCCACCUGAAUUAGGAUGUGGCAAACAUGACAUGCAGGCUUUUGUUCUGGGUCUCUGAUUUCUGUGCAUACAGGACCUUCUCCUCUUGGUGUCAUUGAGAGUUUCCAUUCAUUUGCAUAUACAUAGGGACAUUAAACAACAGCAGCCCCAUGAAAGUAUGGAGAGCAUGAUUGGCCACUACUGGACUGACACAAGAUGUUGGCAGUUACUGUUCAUUGGUUGGAAUUUUUAAGUAAAUAUUUAUUAAUAAAACUUCAUAACACAACAAAAAUUCAUGUUGCUUAGGGGAAAAUGUGUCUAACCAUUCCUAGCAUUUUUUGAAUAUAAUGUUAUAUUUUGUGAAUUUUAGUAGCUUUGGAAAUAAUCUUAAUGUCAUCCCAAAAGUUAAAACAAAUUUUCAGCAGAAAUUCAAAGUCUAUUUUAGGAAUUAUUUUUCAUCUGCAAUAUAACUAAUAGUUAUGAAAAAACAGCUUUGGAGAGAGGCUCUAGGAAACGUUUCAUUUCAUCUGCAUUAUGCCCAGGUCCCUAAAAAAAGGAAAGCACAACCGAAUCACCACAUGGAAGGUAUAAAAAGGCAACGAAUGAAUUAAGCGCAGGUGAAUCAUAGACUUGUAACUUUUGGCUAGUUACAUGAGAUAUUCCAGCUGUGAACGAACAGAAUGCAUAGCAAGUGAUUCCAGUUUAAGCUAGUAACUAUGCUUACAUUAUAGCCUACUGGUCUUUCUUGAUAGAGACAUAGGCAGACUAAAGAGAAGGAACCCAAUCCAUAUCGUGUAAAGGAAAAGUGAUUUCAAAAAUAUUAAGGUGAAAAAGAAAUUGUUAAUUUUCAAAAUUCUAUGGCUCCCUGCAUCCCUCUUUCACCCAGACAAAAAUGGCUAGUGAUCAUUUUAUGUAAUUAAUACACAGGUGUGUGGGGAAUGAAGGUAAGCUCCUUUUCUUUGCUUAAAUUAAUAGCACAGCUUCUGUUGUUCCAAACUAAUAAUUGUAUCAGUGAAACCUAUUUGCUAUUUUAGAAAAUGACUAGUAGAACAAUAUAUUUCAUAAUAUCACAUGAUAAAACAAUUUAAAAUUCACAGGUAAUUAAAAACACUUUACUGUUCUACAAUGACAACUAGGGUCACUUGUAAAAAAAUCUCUCAUUUAUCAGACUGCAUUCAUAUGAAAGAAGAAAACCUUUUCGUGUUCCAUAAGGGAAGAAGAUAGAAUGAAAUCUGACAUAGUGCAAACGUGAUUAAAGUGAAAUUUUCAAAAAAACCAAGUUGCAUUAGGAAUUAGACUUCUGUCUCUUUAAGGUUAAUUCUCUACUCAUGUUUUCCUGAACAUAAAUAAAUGCUACACCAAAAAAAAAAAACAAAAACAGACUAUAGAUAGUAUUAAUUAGGAGGUUCUUUAAAACAUUUCAAAAUUCUGCAGCACAUUAGGGAACCUAAUUUUCAAACUCUGAUAUGUAUCAGGUAAGUAGAGCCGAUUCUUUUCCUUGUUCCAAUAAGGAUUUGCCUUCUUUUUAUUUAUUUAUUUACUUACUUUUUUGAGACAUAGCCUUGCUCUGUCACCCAGGCUGGAGUGCAGUGGCAAGAUCUAGGCUCACUGCAACCUCCGCCUCCCAGGUUCAAAUGGUUCUCGGGUCUCAACCUCCUUCCUGAAUAGCUGGGAUCAUGGGCGUGCACCACCACACUUGGCCAAGUUUUGUAGUUUUAGUAGAGAUGGGGUUUCACCAUGGUGGCCAGGCUGGUCUCGAACUCCUAACUUCAAGUAAUCAGGCCUCCUAAAGUGCUGGGAUUACAGACAUGAGCCACUGUGCCUGGCUUGCCUUCUUUUGAGAUAAAUUGGCUGUCUCCUAACUAUGGAAGUCUGGAAACUCUUGAACAGAGUAUGAAUUAUGUGUCUACACUGGGCUGGAAAUUUCUACCCUUGACAUUGUUGGUUUUGUUGCCCAUUUGGGGGGCCAGAAGAGAGGUUGCAGGCAGGAUGGAGUGGCGCAGUUUCCUCUACAGGCCUACGGUCAGAAACAGGCUGGCACAAGGGAACAAUCGCAGGGCCAGGAUCAGCGUGAGGCCAGUGAGGCUGAGUCAAGGGGCAAGUGCAGGGGGGGUCCUGUCUUUACUCAAGGUUUCGAUGUUUUGUUCACCACAUUUUUUUUCUGCAUUAAUUUUAUUAAAAAAUGUUGCCUCCCUGAGUUUUUUGGCUCCUACUUACAUACUGGCCUCACCCUCGUCCUGGCCCUGCUCAACCAGAACCUGGACUGUGAGCUCAGGUAGACCUGUGAGGCCACAGCAGAGUGCAGCCUCUCCCUUUUAUUCUCUUCCGCUCAGAUGGGUCAGGAAAGUCACCCACAAGAACUAAGUUCUCCCUGGUGCAAAAAUGAAAACAAAGGGUAAAGAAAAGUGUCCUCUGUCUAACAGGAAACUAAUGGGAGUGUUAGGGAAUAGCAGUUGUCAUAGAUAGAACUGACCCCUGGGAGUUUUAGUUGAUCUCUAUUCCAGGGCUUGUAUCUUUCUGGACAGGAACCAUAAUGAGCAAAAGAACUAAUGCCCACAAGUUGAAUUUAGCAGAAGAAUCAAGGAGUCAGAAUAAUACAUUAAUUCAAAAAGUGGGAAGACUCCUUCCAAAUCAUGCUAAGUUAAAUAAAAAUGAGAGACUUGAGAUGCACAUACAAAUGUGACAUAAAGCUCUUUUGUGUAACAAAACGGGCAGGAUUACAUGUGGUAUACCUAAACUAACCGAUGGUAACUUUCCAUUCUUGAAGAGAACAAAAUAAUACUUUCAAUCUUAUCGCUAAACUUCUCACAGGACAGGUUGGUAUGUGUCUCCUUGUAUUUUUCAAAAAUGCACACUUACUGUCCUCAGGCAGAGGCAGACGCUGCCCUGCCACAAAGAACACUGGGGCCCUGUUUACUAUCCAUUUGUGUUUGAAGUGAGUAGAAUGGAGAAAGGGAUGCUUUCAGAAAUGUUAUCUUACUUAAUGCCCCCAUAGCCUAUAGCUCGGUAAGAACAGUCUCAUGGGGAGGGGAGAGAGGAUUAGGAGCCGGGGAAAAAGCUUUCCCUCUGGCAGUUGCUACAGCUAGAACCAUGAAGCCCACAGGAUUCACACUGUUUUCUCUGGAGGGAUAUGAUAAGACUCGAUGUAAUGUUAUUACGCUGUCUCAUUUAGCAAGUAGUGUCAUCAUCCAAUUGUUUGGAAAGGUGAAAUACAGGAGCUUCCGAUCUUUGCCCUACCAUAGAAGGAACAUUUGGACACCACAGUACUUUUUUUUGGAAAACGGAAGCUAUAGCUGGAAGCCAAAAAAGCUCUCAAAAGGGAAGAUGAAGAAAGUAAUAUCGAUCUGGUUAAAAAGCUCUCAAAAUUAUCUAACGAAUGCUGACAUCAGAUAGGUAUUGGUCUUUAGGUAAUAACAUUGGUAUGUAUCUACUUUAUGCAUUUCUAUGCAGAUUUAGUAGAAAAAAUACCUACAUAUAUAUUUAAUUCCGUAGGAUCCCAAUGCAUUUUGAGGAUUUAAACAGAUAAGCCAACCUCAAAAGGGACUGAUUCUUGCAACUAAAACACAGACACCUCUGGGGUGAAAUGUGGCAACAGUUUGACAGGCAUAGCAGUAGCUUAGGCCAGAAAGGAUUUAUCCAAUUAAAAUUAUGGGAUGAAUUUUGGCUGGCAGAAUGUAAUUACCAGCCUUGGAAUGGAUCCAGGAUCCUGAGGUUAACACCCCUCCUCUUGCCAACAACCCUCCUACCUGCCAACACUCCGAGAUGGAGAAGGCUGGAUCUGACAUAAUCGCACAUAAUACUGUUGUGACAUCUAAGUACAAUGAUGAUGAUGUGAGAAGCAUCGUGAACCUGAUUUUUUUUAACACUCAUUAUGUUACUUAUUUUUAUGCCACAUUAGGCUAGAAACCAAAUGUCCACAUAAAUGUUAAUUUCCUCAAAUCUGUGUUUAAAAAUUAUAAUUAGAAAAUAAAAAAUAGAUUUAAAAAUUAAUUUAUUCAGUCAAAGUAGUUAUUUAGUGAUUAUUUCACUACAGGAACAAAAUUGGAUCAAAAUGGUGACAUUUAAUCCUUGCUACACGAAAAAAAAAAAAAGCAGGUCCUGAUUUUUUGGAAGUGAAAUGUGUUCUCAAGGUUGACUGGCCUAGAAAAAAAGGAAAUGCAGAAGCCUUGUUCAUAUUCGUUGUAACUUUGACUAAAUGGGUAUGUGCAAAGACUGCUUUUGUCCCGGGGUGGGUCCCGUUCACAGUCACGAGGGCCACUAAUCCUCCAGGAAGGGAUUUACCGGAAGGGUUUGUGUGAGUGCCUGUGUCCCUUCCAAGGAAACCAGAGAAGAGCCCCCUUCUGGUGCAUGAUCAAUAGGCAAAGACCUGAUCAUUAGAUUCCAUGCCCUUUUAAAGUCAUUAAUGGACAAGAGAAUUGAGGAGGGUUUGGCGACACAGAAGAGCAGAUGAAAAGGCAACACUGAGAAGAAUCUGAAGCGUUCAGGGACGCCAGGCUCGUGGUGCCUAGUCAGGGAGGGAGAGGCAAAGCCAGCCCGGGAGGUGCGCGGCUGGGUGGGGCGCGCCCCGGGCGCCUGGGAGGCGGAGCCGGCGGUGGAGGCUGCGCGCGGGAGACGCGCGGCGACUCGGGCUAGACGGCUGCGCUGCCCCCACCGCCCUUCGGCGCGCGCUAGUCCUCUGCCCUUCCAAAUAGCGGAGCGGCAGGCGUGGCCGCUGAUUCGAGAGCCCGGCAGGGGCGCGCAGCCGCCGGCCGCCCCUCACUCCCAGGCGCAACAACCUUGCGCCUCGCCGCCGCUGUGUCCCGCGAGACCUGCGGGGAGGCCGGGAGUCACUUCGGUUUCCCCUUCAGCCCACGUGGCACUGGCACACUCCACCCAGGAACCCAGUCGGGACUGCGCUGGGAGUCCCAGCAGCGGGGUUCUGGUCCCCGCACGCGUUGCCGCAGCCUGGCGAGCCUCCUUGCGGUCUCCCAGCGCCGGUGGGAUGCGUGCGCCGGGAAAAAUCAUAUCUUCCUCCAGAGUGGGGCUUCGUUUGCCUGCCUGUUUACUAAACAUUUCAGAAGCCAGAAGAAAAUACAUUGUUGAGAACACAGCAAAAGUAGCUCUUCUUUACAAAAAUGAGAAGAAACAUCCUUUGUCAGUGCUCAAUAUAUUUUCUGAUCAAGACCACAAUAGAUCAGUCAUUACAAUAGCAGCUUCUGUUGAUAAGUUGGGCCCUGCUGAGGAUCUGGUACUGCAUGUCUUUGGUGAAGUUGACCUGCCUGAGAAGCACAGUCUUGUCCAGAGAAGGAAGCAGCUGGGCUGGUUCAUGAGGAGGGAUUCCAUUGCUCUUCAGCCUGACCUGGGAGCUGCCCCUACCCCAAGAUGUGGUUUAACAGAUUCUAAGCGUGGUUUUUGCUUUGCUCUGUUUUGUUUUUUAAACCUGAUGGCGAAUCCUGAGGCCCCCUUUAUGGUUCACACCUUCUUAAUGCAGGAAGAGUUACAGGAGUGGCUACUUCCUAAAAUGGGUGAAGCUCUCCUCUCUGCUGUUACUCUCACCCAGGCCCUUUUAAGCUAACCUGUGAGCCUAGAAGCUCCCGUCAGGUAUUUGGCGAGGGACCCCAGAAGUGAUAUUUAAGAUGUAUCAUUAGUCCUGCAGUGUGAUCACUGAUGAAAAUAAUGCUCAUAGCUCCCAGCACUGGGGCAGAGUCCUGGAGGCCCCUGUUUAUGAAUGGUGUGAGGUGUGUCCUGGGGUGUGAUGGAGACACUUGGGGUGGGGGAAACUUAGGGAGAGAUUACUUCUAGCUGGUAGGAAGGUCUUUCAAUACUUAAACAUCAGUGUAGCCAAGUUGGUGCUUACAGCUGGAAAUCAGUUCUAGAGGAACCCUGGAAAAAAAGCUUUUCUAGAUAAUGGACUUCUAGAAUACAGAGACCAAAGACUGGGAAAAGAAACUAUUCCUUUCCUUGGCUGUCAUCAACUUUUCCCUCUCUCUGUUCUCCUGCCAUCACUCCCUGUCCCACUUCGAAGGGGUUGUGUCAGGGAAAGGUGGAACUCCUCCCUGUUGCCUGUACUUCCACCAUCCUAGUGUCACUUAUUUGAGUCUUAACUGUUUCAUUCUCAAUGUCUGUUGGGGCCACAAAUUAAACCAUGUUAGGUCACAUUUUGAUGGUCAGUUAAUAACUUAAUCAGUUACUAAAAUACUAGAUACCCAAGUAGUAAAAGGUGGGUGAGCAUAAGAAACACAUUUCUCGUGGCACAGCUCUGCCAAAGCCCUACAGAAUCAUUUACACAUAGGUCUUUCGUUACUAGCCCCUGGCACAGAGUUCUGAUCUUAAACAAAUAAUAUCUAUAAUCAAAUAGAACAAUGCAAUAAAAAAAAAAAAGCACAGGUUUUGAGGCUAUGCUGAAAUCCUGGCCUUGCUAUUGGCAGGCUGUGUGACCUUGGUUCCUUGGUCUCAUUAUGCUUCAGUUCCUCUGUACAUAAAAUGGACAUAAUAAUGUCUCCCUCUCAUAAUUGUGAAGUUGAAAUGAUGUCUCUAAAGUGCCCAGCACAGUACUUAAGGGCCAUUUUUUUCUUCACAAUGAAAAGGAGAUUUAAUAAAAGUGAUAUUAUAAAUGCAUUUCAUUCAACAUUUUGUUAUAGAAAAAAGGAAGAGACUGAUUGCUCUCUGCCAAUUUGAACUUCACAUAUUUUCCCAUGAUUUGUCUCACAAAUGGAGAAGUGUAAAGUUUUAUGACUAAAUUUUCAGAAAUCUAUUUCCUGGUUUCUAAUUUGAGCCUCCCCAAAGACUGAAGGGAUUAUACCGCAGAUGUAGUCAGUUUAGUGCCAGGUGGACUGGUAUUGCAGUCAGGUGGAUGGGAAUUAGACAUAGGUAUACUGCUAUGAGAGCAUUAGGUUAAGCAAACACUGGAAUAAAUUAAUUCUCAUUUUUAAAUAAAAAUUAAUUGACACAUUUUAUUCUGACAGCAGUGCUGUCAGAAUAAAUGGGUCGAUAUUCAGGAAAAACCUUAACCUGUCAUAAACAGCAUAUGUGAGUUAAAGACCAAAUGCUAAUAUUAUCACUAAUUAUGUAUAGUUUCCUAAGAACAAACUCAAUAUGUAGUUGUUUAAACUAAAGGGAACAUUGCUUCCCAGUCUCAUCUAUCAACUGCCUGUGGUUGGAUAAUCUAUGCCUCUGCUGCAUUAUUAUCUAUUUUAUAUUGUUUGAUUUGAAUUGAAAUGGCCAACAAAUUGGGAUUUUUGAUUUUUUCUUUUGUUUUUUUGAGACAGGGUCUUAUACCGUUUGCCCAGGCUGGACUGCAGUGGCACAAUCUCAGCUUACUGCAGCCUCAACCUCCUGGGCUCACGUGAUUCCCUCACCUCAUCCUCCCAAGUGUAUUUUGUAGAGACAGGGUUUCACCAUGUUGCCCAGGCUGGUCUUGAACUCCUGGACUCAAGCAAUCUACCUGCUUUGGCCUUCCAAAGUUCUGGGAUUACAGGCAUGAGCCACCGUGCCUGACCCCUGAUUUUUUCUCUAUUUUUAUUCACAUGGAAAUCUGUAAUUUACAUUAAAAAAUUCAUAAAAAUCUGCAAAUUCCAAGUCAAAACAUUAAGAUGCCAAAAUUGGCACAAUGAAUGUUUAAAGAUGAUAUUUUAAAGGUAAUAUUUAAUACUGGGGAAGAUGUAGUUAGAGACGUUUACACUGUUAAUGGUAAUGUAAAUUGGUAUAAACUUCUUAGAAGUGAGCUUGUGAGAUAUGCAGAAAUGUAUGUAACUGCCUUACAGGAAUUCUAGAUCUAGAGAUAAAUCCUAAGGAAAUAGUAAAAGGUACAUGUACAAGUAUGUUUAUUAAAGCAUUAUUUAUAAUAGUAAACACUGAAAAUAGUGGAAAUGUUUGCUAUUGGGAAUGUUUACAUAAACAACGGCAUACUCAAAUAUGGUAUUUUAGAAGAACUUUUAGAUAUGUGGAAAAUGUAAUCUAAUGUAGACAGAAUUUGCAGUUAAAUUAAUUAACAAAACAGAUAUUACCUACCAUAUGCUAGGUAGUAUCACCAGUGGGGAAAGUAAAAUUUAUGUGUCUUUAGAGAAUUUAUAUUGUAGUUGGGGAGGGGCAAAGAGACAGACCAUAAAUAAAAGCCUUAAUAAAUAAAUAAAUUAUAUCAUACAUUAGAAAAUAACAAGUGCUAUAGACAAAAGAAAUACUAAACAGGACAAGGUCAUUAGGAGUUCUAGAAUGGGGCAGUACUGUCAUUUUAAGUGGAAUAAUCCAAAUUAGGCCUCAUUAUAAAGGCAAUAUUAGAGCAAAGACUUGAGGGAGUGAGGCCACUAGCCAGGUAGAGAUGUGAAGGAGAGUUUUAGGCAAAAGGAAUAGCCAGUAGAAGGGAUACCAGGUAGUAUAGGUAGCAUGAUCUCAAUGUUGUAAAACGUAUAUGUACAUAUUUUGUUUGUAUUAUAUAUUUAUGAGAAAACCAUUUUUAAAUUUGUAAAGCUUCCAACAUAUUUUCAUAAUCUCUCUAAAUCGAUCCUGUGAUUAUUUCCAUCAUCUUCCCUGAAGGGUAAUUAUUAAGAUUUAUUAGUGGUAAAUUUUAUAAAAGCUAAGUAAGUUUCAGUGCCUGUAUUCAGAUUAUAUUUGACGGCAGAUUUAUAAUAAGAAGGGAAGAGAAGCACAGCUUUUCCCCUAUAUGCCUUUUUCACUGGUACCUACUGACCACUGGUAGAAACCUUAGGUUUUGGAAGAAAGAAGAUUACAGUUUGCCAGUUUGGGCAGGUCUGUUUGUCUGUCAUUUAGUAGGCUCAAAGCAGGUGCUAAUAGCAGAAAAGUAAAGUAUUUCAAGGAGGAUCGGUGAGUAAGUGAUGUGAAUAAACAGUUUCUAAUAUUCCUUCCUCACAGCAGACAGUAGAGUUUAAGACUGUUUACUUAAAUGUUAGGUUACCUUAAUUGCACCUAUUCGUCCUUAAAAAGUUGUCUAGAAAGAAGUAAAUCGCUUUCAUGUUUUGAAGUAAUAUCUACUCAAGUAGAAUUUCUAACACUUCGUGCGUUAGGGUAGAAAUGUUAUUCAUCUAAUUUUUCAAUGAAUUGGGUUCCUAACAAUAGCAAUUUCCCCCUUGUUUAAAUUUAAUUGGCUUUAUAUAUUUUUCUAACAUUUUUUGAUUAUGUCAGCAUUUCCCAACAUAUUUUUCCCUUGCACCAAAACAGAAAAACCUCAAUACAUUGUGGCUAUGUUUAUUUUUUUCCUACAAAAAUUAAAUAGAAAUGAUUGGCGCUAUCAACCGAACAGUAUAGUCAACAAUCCAGGACAAAUUAAUUUGCACAGUACCAGAGAGGAAGCAGAAUCUAUAAGGAAACAGGUUUCUGUUUUGAAGUUCCCAAAGAAUAUUAUAAACAGAAGAGAAAAAGAAGUGAGCUCAGAAAUGAUUAACACCCAUAGUCCGUGCCAAACACACAAAAUCUUUUAAGCCAAAUUCCUUUUAAAAGUUUGUAGUUGGCCAGCUUGUGGGGAACAUAAAUAAGGGCAAAGCAGUAAUAGCUGAUACUUUUAGAUCUAUAAAUAAAUACUUUAUACAUAUAUAUUUAAAACCCUAAACAUUUAUGGAGUAAUUUAAACACUGCUGUCUGAUAUGUUGUAUGAAUGGUCUGCAUGUAUGCAUCAUUGUUUAAAAAUGCGGGUAAAAUUCUUUGAACUGUAGUUUCAUAUGAUGCCCUAGGAGUCAGAGAUGGAGGUAAUUGGUACAUCUUGGAAUCAGGGGCUUCUGUUUAGUUAUUUAAAUGGGUUACUGAGCACUUUCCUGCUUACUUCUUUCUACUAUAAAUAAGAAAUGUAUCAUCAGGCACUUUUCUUGACAUUGAAUAAUCCAGUUUACUCCACAUCAAAACUUUAUCUGGUCUUUGAAAAAUAAUUUUUAGUUUUUAUAAUGAGUCUUGUUUUAAGGAGCCUCUUUUUAAAAAUUAUCUUCUGAGCUGGCUAGGAAGCCUAGUUGGGAUGAUGAAAAAGUCUCAAUGUAUCAUUAAGUAUGUAACCUAUAAUUGGACAUGAAGGACUUAGACUUUGCCUGAAUUCAGGAAGGGCACUGUUGUAUUAUUGACAAACCUGAGAGCAGGCUAGUCACUUGAGUUUCCCUCUUACCUGUACUGGCUUCAUUAUGGAGGUUAAUUUGUACCCAUUCCUGUAAUCUCUUAUGAAUUAUUUCUACUCUGAAAGAUUCAUAGGCAGUAGAAUGUGGUUCACAAUGCCUUGCAGAGCAAGGAAAUGUCAUAGCCAUUUUGCAGAAAGACAACUAGGCAGAGGCAGUGUCUUAUUGGGUUGGAACUUGAAUUUGGACCCAUGGGAAUACUUCCUAGCCUUGUGCUAGGUUCUCACUUUUUUUUUUUUUUCCUGUGGAUUCAGCCACAUGUACAUGAGUCCUGCAUUCUUCCCGCCAUAGGAGCAUUGGACUUAGCAAUUAUGUUUGAGUACUACGGUUUUAGUCAUCAAAUGUCCUGUUUCAGCUGUGGUUUCUCUUUAGUGCAUGGUCUAAAAAAUUUAAAAUACCAAUAUAUAAUGAUAACUAAUUGCUUUUAGUAUAAAAACUGUUUGUUUUUGAACCUGAGUUCCGAGUCUGGUGGCCUUGCUCUGUUUGUUACUCUGAAGCAAAGUCCACAUUUCGGCUAGGGUUUUACCUUAUUUUAACCUUCUUCUUUUUAUACUCAGCAACCUGCAUGGUUCCUGGCACUCACCAGGUUUUCAGUAACAGAGUGUUUAAUGAGGGAGUUGAAUUGGUUGAAAAGAAUCUAUUUAUUCAAACUGUAAUGCAAUCCACAAAUUUGAAGUUUUCUCUUUAGAUAUAAAAAUGCUAAAUAUCCUACAACGUCACCCCAGCUUUCUCCUCAUGCAUGUUUUAAUACUGGCCACCAAAGAGGAAUGCAAUUUAUGAAUGGAAUUUCUGAAGACAUCCCUAAGUAAUUUUGGACCUCCUAAAGUGAAACUCUUUUCUGUAGAGUUAAAAUAUAUAGAAUCUUUUCACCUUUAAUUGAUUGAAAAUGAUGGUUACCUGGAACUAUUUUUGAGAAUAAUUUUGAUCUAAAGGGAAAAAAUACAUGUGUUUCUUCUGAGUGCUGCUUUUCCAUUUUCCUAAUGGGCUCUUCACUAUUGUUUUGUCUGAAUGCAGUUUUUUAUUUGUGUUAUUCCAGACAUGGUCCUACCACAAGCAUCUUUAAACCAGACAUUAAUAGCAUAGUUCACAGUCAUUACUGCCAGUGCUCAAACACAAAUAUUGCAUUUGUGUUUGCAAAAGCUACACAUCAGAUGUUAAUUAAGUGCAUUUGGUUUUUUCUUUCUGCUUAAACAAUCUGGCAUAAAGAAUUUACAUCCAUAUCAGUUCACCAUAAGGUCUCAACAAUAUCUAAAUCACCAGCCGUACAGUAUAUGAUAAAUACAGUGUUUCCACACAGGAAAAUAACAGAAUUGUCAGGAAAACAUCAGGCCUGCUAUAUUUCUCUGUGAAAUGAUAGCAAUGGAAUCUCAGUUUCUUUUUCUCUUUGAUAAAAAGUAUUUAGGAGUAAACACCAAUAUUCAGAAUGAUAAAUUUUUCAUUAAAGAAUACAUGGAAAGCGAAAUCAUACCAAAGAUUUUUUUCCUUGUUUUUAGCUUGCUUCAGGGCGUUGUGACAGUUGUGUUGGAAUAAAAUUGGAAUUUCAGCCUUGCAGUGAGGGGAUUCGUGCUGCCACCAGAGCAGCUGAGUGCCAAUCUGCGGGAGGCGGGAGUGGAGCGAAACCGCAAACUGAGAAACAAACUUUCACAUCAGGUUUCUAAUUUUAGAGCAAAAAGUGGAAUUACUUUAAUUAUAUGACAUUUAACUAGAAAUACGAUUUGCUGGGAUUAAUUAUCUCUCUCAUUUAAGAUACCUUCUUAGUAGGUUUAAAUUAACAUAAAAAAUCAAAUCCAGCAUUUAAAUAAGGUCAAUGGGACUGCUGGAUUUAAACACAGAAUUUGAUUCAGUAUAAUUGGAUCACUGUAUUGGUUUUGACUUGGAAGGAUUAAAUGGAGGAAAUUGGAAAGUGUGAAUUUGGGCAAGAAGAGAAAUUUUCUCUUCUUUCUUUCUUCUUUCUCCCCAAGGGAGAGAAGUUUCCCACCUUGGAUAGGAAACUACUGCCCUGAUUAGGUCAGAAACAUCUCAGAUUCAUUAACUGUCUCUGUUUAUUCACUACUUUAAUAAGAAAUAGUAAUAAAACAAAAAUAUUGUGUAACUAAAGCUUACUAGAAGUAUUUAAAUUACAUAUAACAAGGGCCUAUUUGAAAAAUGAUUAUUCUGUGUUAACUGAUUACGUCUUAUUUUAUUUAAAAGCAUAUAAAAUUUAUUUCUGAUAUUUAAUUUUAUUUUAUUAGGAAAAAAUUAACUAUGCUUUUGAAGGAAUUUUAAAAAUAGGAGUUUCAUUUUAAUCAAGUACGUCAGUGUUGGGACACUGAACCAUAUACGUGUAGUAUUCUUUAUUGACCUCUUGUCCUUAGGGCUUCACAUCUAAACUUACUUUAUCUUUAAUAAUUUAAAUCAGGCAGUGAAUUCAUUUAUAGCAAGAAUGAUCAACAUUGGAAAUUCUACUAACAAGGGGAAGUUAUUAGGCAUGUGAUAGUAAAGGUUACCUUGGAAUUUGCUGGGUGAGGGAUUCAGGAAAAGUCCCAGGGCUGCAGGGAUGGAAUGACCUAUGUCCUGGGGAGAGCCCCAGGUCCAUAUGUAGGAACUUCCUUUGAAAGAGCUUACUCCCCCUGGCUGAUGAAUUGCAUGUGAAUAUCUGAAUGUAACUGGGCAUAUCAAAGGUAUUGGACAGCAAAGCAUAAUAAUGAAGCACUAAGGGCCUGGUAAGGAUUUUGAAUAGUUGUGCUGAUGUAAUCCCCAGUAUUAUAUACUCUUCAGCAAAACCUGAAUGUAAUCCAAAUAUUUGUUGGAACGAUGGUAAAGAUAUUACCAUUCCUUGAGUCAAAAUAGGAUAUGUACACUAGAUUUUAGGACAUAAGACUGUUUGUAACAUUACUUGUUGUGGGGUAGAUGAGAGAAAAAUGUUUGGAUAUUUUCUGUUAAUGAAUGGCAACAUUCGCAUUGACAAAAAAUUCUAGUUGUACUCUGAAAUGUUAAAACUGAUACAAUUCUCAAAGAUAUUUAGGGUAAGUGAUUGGGACAUGAGAUGAUGAGAGAGAGAUGUAUUGACUGUUAGGAAAUUUAAUUUUUAUGAAAUCAGCAUAUCAGGAAAUACUGUAAUCUGAUUCAUUCCUGCAGAAUUCCCAGUAGGAAGAGGCCCAGCCUCGGGAGUUGAAAUGUUUCAUUAUGUACAUGUGUGGGAAAAAGAUGAAAUGUGGUUUCCGUGUGCUGAUUUUCUGUAAAACAUCUAUUAGUAUGAGAGUAGCCAGGCUAGGCAACAAAGCCCCCAAACCAUCGUGGUCUAGGGAAAAGUGAACCCAGAAGGCACUUCGCUGAUGGAUACUGACAUCAGGAGCAAUAAGUUUGAAAGCAGCAAGAAAAAGCAAUGACAGGGAAAUAAUGUUGAAAUAGUAGCUAAGGAAUGAUCACAUGUUGAAGAUGAGGUCAGCCCUUUAUCCCCCAUCAAUCCCUGCUUAACUUUGCUUUUAGAAAUGUAAGGUUCCCCCAAAAUGAGGCAACUGCAAAUGUAAGCUUUUUAUACCAAUGCUAAUUUAACCAAGUUGUCCAUCUUAUAAUGUAAACUAUAAUUAGAGCCAUAUUAUUUAUGUAAUGUGAGCUGCACUGUCCCCAAAGCAGGGAAAAGCAGGACAUUUGCUUCUGAGCUCUAGAGUAACAGGGCUCUAGAGUGACAAUGGCUGUCUCAGGCUCUUGUGAAGCUGGGGAUGGAAGAAAGAGGUGCCUCCAACAAGAUGUACAAAGAGAAAGGACUGUUUGUAAGUAGGUGGGAGGGGACUCUGGUGUCUUGUUUGUCUCCAAACCGUGCCAAACUCACAUUAUCAGAAAACACAUGAGUCCCUUUGCUCUUCCCAGUUCCAAGGCUGUUUGUUAGUUUUUAGUGACCUCUUUCCCUAAUCAAGAUUGGUUUUGAGAUUCAUUUUAAUCUAAUAUUAACCUAAUUCAAUAAUGACAGGUGUUUGUUUGGGGGAGAGGGAGUGGUGGGUACAGAGAUAUGAUUUACUCUUGUCUCUGAGAUUCUUAGGCCUGGCACUGAAUUCCAACCCCCAUGGAGAUGGCCUAGGAAAUGAAUGAAGGUCCAAGGCCUAUUGUUGCUGAUGACACUUAGUUCUUAACUGUGCUUUUCUUUCUCUGUUGGUAUUUUGGAAAGUUUGAGCUCUUUUAGGGAAAAAAAAACAACCCUUCAGAUACUUUUAGAGUAGAAAAAGUUAUAUGAUUAUAGCCUAAAUACUUCUGUUAUGAAAAAAAAUUAUCUUUAGAAAAUUCUGGAGUCAAUAAUGAGGAAUAUUUGUAUUGUUUUUAAAUAAAACCAAGUAAAGGAAAUGCCUCCGAUUAAAACUGGCUGACGAAUAGAAUCUUCAAAACAAGGCUUUUGUUCUGGCUGAUUAACAUGCUUUUCUAAUGAUUUAGGUGUUGGUACCAGCCCAUAUGUGAUGAACUGCAACAUUACCAUAGAUUCUCAAGACAUGUGCGGGAAGAGAGAUCGCUAGUGCCAUUUCGGACUCAAAUGCAAAGGGACUGAAGGCUGUCCAAGCGAUGGCUUUUCCCCACAAGGGAAAGAUUGAAAUAGCCAGCAAUGUGGAGAGUUUUGAGGAUUAAGAAGCUGCAGAAAUCUCAGAAGUUCUGAUAUAUGUCUUACAGUGUCCUUGGUGACCAGUUUUCUUAUGUGUCUCCUCAUUACAUAGAAGUCCAAGUUAAAAAGUUGGCAAGCGACCAUGGAAUUGGUACUAAAGGGAGAGUAUUAGUUGGAUUUACACCCCAAGAAUGCAAGAACUGUGCUGAAUAUACUAUAAAGGAAAAUAUUGGGGAAUUCUGGAAGAUUUGGGGAGGUGUUUUCAUGUGAUCCAAUCUUAGCCUUCACUGAAAUUUUAAGGAAAAUUAUUAGUCAUUACAAAAUUUUCUUUUGGGCAGUGACAAUAUGGAGAAACUACAAAGAACGUAGUUGCAGCCAUGUUUUGAAAAAGUGGAAGCAUUCUUUUUUUUUUUUUUUUGAGACGGAGUUUUGCUGGUUACCCAGACUGGAGUGCAAUGGCGCGAUCUCGGCUCACCACCACCUCCGCCUCCUGGGUUCAGGCAAUUCUCCUGCCUCAGCCUCCUGAGUAGCUGAGAUUACAGGCACGCGCCACCAUGCCCAGCUAAUUUUUAGUAGAGACGGGGUUUCACCAUGUUGACCAGGUUGGUCUCGAUCUCUUGACCUCGUGAUCCACCCGCCUAGGCCUCCCAAAGUGCUGGGAUGGAAGCAUUCUUUGCUCAACAACAACAAAUGUUCGUAGGUUAUCUGUAAUUGCCUUAUAUUUCCAGUCAUCCUUACAGCAGAGAGAAUCUACUUUAUAUUAUGUGCUAGUAACCUGGGAGAAUUAGAAGCUCUUCUGAAUCAGCUGGGUAAAUGGCCAUGGUUUCUGAACCAUCUUUCAUUAUUAUGAGAAAAAAAGAAAAAAUGGACUUGAUUGGAUUUUCCUGAAUGAACUCUAUAGUUCCAUAUUCAACUCUCAUUUUUUGAGCAAUUACUACUUUAUUGUUUUUGCUUAUUUUUUUGAGACAGGGUCUCACUCUGUCACCCAAGCUGGUGUGCAGUGGUGCAAUCAUGGAUCACUGCAGCCUGUAACUCCUGGGCUUAGGCAGUCCUCCCACCUUAGCUUCCCAAGUAGCUGGGACUACAGGCACACACCACCAUGCCCAGCUAAGCUGUGUAUUUUUUGUAGAGACAUGAUUUGACUGUGUUGCUUGGGCUGGUCUCGAACUCCUGGCUAAUCAUUUUUUAAUAUGUGCAUUAAAAAAAAAUCAAGACUGGCUACAGUGGUUCACACCCAUAAUCUCAACACUUGGGAAGCCAAGGCGGGCAGAUCACUUGAGCCUAGCAGUUUGAGACCAAACUCAAACGGGGCAACAUGGCAAAACCCCAUCUCUACAAUAACUACAAAAAUUAGCCAGGCAUGGGUGUGCACACCUGUAGUAGCUACUUGGAAGAGUGAGGUUGGGGGAUGACCUGAGCCUGGGAGGUCAAGGCCAGAUCAUUCAGUGAGCCAUGAUUGUGCCACUGCACUCUAGCCUAGGCAACAGAAUGAGACUCUAUCUCAGAAAAAAAAAAAAAAAAGGUACUAAGUGACUAAAAAAUCAGAGGGUUAUAAAAUCUCUCUUUCAAAGCCUGAUUGUUCAUUCUUGCCUUGCUACUUUUAGGAUGAUCUGCUGUUCAUAAACCAGAUACAGAAUUUUGAAAUGUUUAUAUAGGGAGAUGGCAUGAGGGUGUUGGGCAUGACUUCAAGGAAGUACUUAUUCUUUUGGAAUUUAGAUGGAAAGUCUAAAGAUUUAGAGAAUAUAUUGUUUUUGAGCAAAGAGAAGGACAUUGGUAGAACUUUUAUCUGAAACAAAUUAAAAUUUGUAGCCUUUUUGUGAACUAAAAGAAGCUGUCAAUGAUGGCAAUUUUAAUUAAAUCCUUAGUAUUUACAUUGUUCUAGUAUCAGAUGCUUUCCAUAAAGCACAGAGAAAUGAAUUUUUCCACAAAUUGUGUUUAGCAAGAAAGACUAUGAUCUUCUUUAAUAAGAGCACAAAAUGUGAAUUUAUUUUAAGGAAUUAAAAAUAAAGAGUUUGGCUGGGUGUGGUGGCUCAUGCCUAUAAUCCCAGCACUGGGAGGCCAAGGCAAGGGGAUCACUUGAACCCAGGAGUUUGAGAUCAGCUUGGUCAAUGUGACGCUGUCUCUAUUAAAAAAAAAAAAAAAGUUUUGUUAAAAAAAGGUUGAACUCAAUCUUUUUAAAGGAUCCAGUGAUCUAAUAUAUAUAUAUUUUUACUUAUAUUUGAUUCUUGAAUCUGAUUGCAUUUAUAUUAUUCUGGAAUUCCAAUUCUGUGUAUGUUUUCUGUCAAUAUGGUUACAAAAAAGAUGGAAAAGAUGAUGGACUAGGUAUGGUUUUUAGAUGUAAGGAAUUUUAGUUGCUCUGGUGAAGAGAGAAAAUGUUGUUCAGCUAGAGCUGAUGGGUCGGUCUCUCAGUCUCUGAGAUCUGGGAAGCAGCAGUGCCUAGAUCUUGCCCUGCUUUGGCAGAGGCUGCGUGGCCUGGUAGAAAGAACACCAGGCAGUGGAUUGGAGGGCUUGAGUUCAGUCCUUGCUCUUAUUUUUUACGUAGCCGUAACUUCAUUAGCUAUGAAAUAGGAAAAAUUAUUCCCACCCUAUCUGGGGGAAUAAAUAUCUAUAAGCUGUAGUGUAAAAAAUGAAAUGUAUUAUUAAUAGUUUUUCCGGAUCUAUUCUAGAGCUUUGCUUCAGUUUUGAGCAUUAGUAUGAAAUAGAGGAGAGGGGAAUAUAAGCACAUGGUGCUGCUGAUUCAUAUUGGCUUGUAGGAGGGGUUGAUUCAUUUGCCAGUUACCUGAACUAACCUCUCCAGGUUCCUGUCACUGCAUUACAGGCUGCUAGUUUUGAGCAAGGCCUAUUUAAAACCAAACAUCCCCUUAAUGUGUAUAGUGUUUCAGUUUGUGAAGAUUAAAAAAAUUCUGGAGAUGGAUGGUGGUGAUUGGUUGCACAACAGUGUGAAUGUACUUAAUUCCACUGAAUUAUACACUUAAAAAUGGUUAAAGUAAUAAAUUGUAUGUUAUGUAUAUUAUGCUUUAUAAUUUAAAAAGAACAAAAAGUAUGUAUUUAUUCCAUAAAAGUUAAGAAAAAAAAUACAAAAAUCCCCUCAUAUCUGAAUAAGAUAACUUUACUAAGUCCAUUAUAUUAGUCCAUUCUUGUAUUGCUAUAAAGAAAUACCGGAGACUGGGUAAUUUACAAAGAAAAGAGAUGUAAUUGGCACAUAGUUCUGCAGGCUGUACAGGAAGCACAGUCAUGGUGGAAGGUGGAACAGUUAUGUCACAUGGCCAGAGAAGGAACAAGAGAGCCUGGUGGGGAGGUGCUACAUACUUUUAAACAACCAGAUCUCACGAGAACUCACUUACUCUCAUGAGGAGAGGAUGGUUCUAAACUAGUCAUAAGAAAUGUACCCCCGUGAUUCAAUCACCUUUCACCUGGCCCCAGGUCCAACAUUGGGUAUUACAACUGAACAUGAGAUAUGGGUGGAGACAAUGAUCCAAACCAGAUUAUCCAUAUGUUCAAAAUAAAAUGUUGGCAAAUUUCUAAUAUCUAUUAAUGGAUAUAAAUAGGACCUAUUUUCCCCUUUUAAAAUCUAUUAUGAUAGACUCUGGUGCUCCAGCUGAGGUUUAGUUAAUGGUUUAAAAUAAAGUUGAUUUAAUGUGGCCUUUGAUCCAGCUAUCUAUUUAAAAAUAAUAAUUUACCAUGUUUAUCAUAAAUAAAUAAUUCUUUUUUCUUUUUUUGAGAUAGAGUCUCAUUCUGUCACCCAGGCUGGAGUGCAGUAGUGCAAUCUGAGCUCACUGCAACCUCCACCUCCCAGGUUCAAGGGAUUUUCCUGCCUCAGCCUCCUGAGUUGCUGGGAUUACAGGUGCACAUCACCACACUCAGCUAAUUUUUUCUUUUUUUUGGUAGAAACAGAAUUUCACCAUGUUGCCUGGGCUGGUUUUGAACUCCUGAGCUCAGGUGAUUUGCCCACCUUGGCCUCCCAAAGUGCUGGGAUUACAGGUAUAAACCACUACACCUGGCCAAUGAAUAGUUUUUAAAAUAAGCACAGACACACCUCUUACUUCUCAUUCAUAUUUGAAUUUGCCUUUUCUUUCUGUGUUUCCCUUCUGCCUUUUAGAAAAUCAGAACCAGCUGUAAAUUGCUGAAGGUGUUCUGGUGGAUGGGUACAGUAUCAUCGGCUCUUCCUCUGCAGGAACUGGCAGAAGCCACUGGGAUGCAUCUAUAAUAACUAAGAAGGAUGAUCCCAUUGGCUUUAGAAAACCUGACAAAAUGAACUAACAAAUACCCCGACUCAUAUGCAUCUUUUCUCAUAUUGGCCUCUUAGAAGCAGACCCACAGUUUGUGCCAAUGUUAUGUCAGUAUUUGUUUUUUAAAUCUUACCACAAGGUGGACAUUGUAUGGAAUAUGGCUUCAUAGCUCAUAUUUACCCUUGGUCCUUUUACCAACAAUGAAGAGGCCAAAAUUUAUGUGAACAAGUAGACUACUUUCUAUCAACCCCUUUGUGUUUUUAUUCUGCCCAACUUUAAACUUUAACUUUUAGUUUCUUAAAAGAGGGAUAAGGAAAGCAACAAGCUUAGGCUUUGAGGUGAUAAGGUUUUGUGUAUGGAGUGGUGGGGAGAGUGGGGGUUGUCCUUGAUUUCCAGCCUAAAUUGGGGUUUGACUCACGAUAAAUUAAAACUAUUUAAACAUUGGGAGAGGGGAGUAAGUAAAAUAUAACUGUGAAAUAAAACAAAAGGGGGGUAAUAUUUUUAUUUCUUGACAUAAUGAAAAGCCUUGCUCUGUAAUUGGUUUGUACUGUCUUGGAAGUGGCGUCCGUGGUCAACAAAGGACCACUCUGUGCGAGAUCUGCAAGGAAUUUAUCAUUCCCCCUGGCUGAGCCAAAGCAGGCUUGAUAUACAGUUUUGUUUCGUAUAAAUAUUCUCAUGUUACUGUUUACUCUGUGGGAAUAUGAGGAUCUCACUGACAGGGUACGUGCUCCACUGCCUUGCUUUUAAAGGCAUUUAUUUGACUCUGUUGUUUGUACUUGCCCAGAAACUUCAGAGAACAGCCCAGGAACUUGUUUGAUAAGCAUCCAGACCAUGCUCCCGGAGUAUGUUGUGCUUGGGAGGUUAGGAAAGCUUAUUGUUUUAAGCGAGCCUGCACAUGGCCUCCAAAGAGCCCAUUUUUCAUAGAUAAAACAAUUAGGACACCCUCAACAAUCUCUUAGAAUACUUCUGCAAUGUGCAAGAAAAUGUCGUGGUGGGUAGGGCUCUGGUUGAACUCGGACUGCCUUUGGAUUACUCUGCCACUUCUUUUGUUCCUGUUCUCAGUAUAAUGUAUCGUGAAUUAAGAUGUGAAUUUAGAUACAGACCUAAACAUGGAACUAAUUUCUUUCCACACUUUUAGUGUGAGUGUUGACUUAUUACCUCUCAGCUCCACAUUCACCCUUCCAUAUGCUUUUUUUUUCAAGGUAAGGUCUUGCUUUAUCACCCAGGCUGGAGUGCAGUGAUCAUGGCUUGCUGCAGGCCCAAGUGAUCCUCCACCUCAAACACCCAAGUAGCUGGGACUGCAGGUGCACAUCACUACACUUGACUAAUUAUUUUUAUUUUAUUUUAUUUUUUUAAGACAGAGUUUCACUCUUUGUUGCCCAGGCUGGAGUGCAGUGGUACGAUCUCGGCUUACUGUAACCUCCACCUCCCGGAUUCAAGCAAUUCUCCUGCCUCAGCCUCCUAAGUAGCUGGGAUUACAGGCACACGCCACCAUACCCAGUUAAUUUUUUUGUAUUUUUAGUAGAGACAGUGUUUCACCAUGUUGGUCAGGCUGAUCUCAAACUCCUGACCUCAAAUGAUCUGCCCACCUCGGCCUCCCAAAGUGCUGGGAUUACAGGGAUGAGCCAUCGAUGGUGCCCAGCCACUUUUUAAAAUUUUUAUGUUUAGUAGACACAGGGUUUUGCUGUGUUGCCCAGCUGGUCUUGAACUGAGUUCAAGCAGUCCUCCUGCCUUGGCCUCCCAAAGUGCUGGGAUUACAAGCAUGAACCACUGUACAUGGCCCCAUUCUCUGCUUUCUGAUACUGGGACUCUGUAAACCACAUUUCUUCUUUGCCAGUCAGUUCCCAAUUAGGCUCUGCCAAUAUGGGGUGCUGGACUGGGGAGGCUGCAGGGGUGGAGGAUGGUGAGGGAUUGCUUCUCCCUCUUGACCUCCUGUUUCUAGCAGCCCCACCUCAGCAGUGACUCUUCACCUUGAUGGUGGCUGUUAGUUCCAGGCUCCAGCUGUUCUUCCUCCCUUGCCCCCUGCUGACACUUCUCAGAGCUUGCCCCAUUGUACUCUUCAGAAGCCCCAGCAGCUGGGCAGUGCCACCUUCUCAGAUGCCUGAGCCCCAGCUCUGCAGGGCUUCUCCUUUUAGCUUCUAGGCUCUGAGAACCCCUGCCUUAGUGAGUGGUGCUUCCUGCAGUUACAGCUCUGUGAUCUCAUGUUCUCUGUUUUGCUUUUAAAGUUCAACAACUGUUGACAAUUUUUUUGUGUGAUCUCUUUUGAAAUACUUAGUGUGGUUUCUGUUUUCCUGAUUGGGUUUGGACUGGAUUCUGUCAGAAACAAACCAAUCAGCAGACCAAAUGCCACUGGGGGAAAUGGAGAGGGAAAGGAGAAGGCAGAAAAAAUUCAUUGUGAACGUAGCUCCUUACAUAAACAGCCCACACAUGGUUACUCUCCUUUUCUUCUUGUUCACACGUUAUUCUCUUAUCUCACUGUCUUCUUAUUGUAAAAUUUGCAGUUCCCCUUGGCAUUCUUGCUGUUUUUUCCACGAGUAGGGAGUCUGAGUGUUGACUUGAGGUGCGGGAUGGGAAAUGCCAUGGAAAGCCAUUGGGCCAAGUUUUCCAAAGAAUGUCUUUUGUGUAGUAGCUGAUUCUAUCAUUUAAAAUGUAAACUAAUGUAAUGUAAUAAUUUAAAAAAGUAAAGUCUUUUCGAUCUUAUAAUAGUUAUUUGUCUUUUCUUGUAAAGCCAUCUUUACCUGCCAUGUAGAUGACGAUGCUUUUCAUCUGGCAGUAGGCCCCCAGCCAAACACCUUUCCCAAACCUCUGGGUACCAUGCUCUCAACUUUUUCUCAGAAAGCCCCAUCUGCAGCCAGUCAGUUUCCUAACUUCUUAGGUCCCUGUAUCUCCACGAAAACUAACUGCUUUGGAAAAAGUAAGAAUGUGGUUGCAGUUUAGCAAGGACCCAUUGUUACAAAACUAUAUUGUUUCUAGUAAGGAUAAAGGAUUUUUGGUAACUGAUUAAUAAUAAUCUGUGUCUAUCCCAAAUUCUUUUUAGUAGUUCAUCUUCAUGAUAUUCACUCUAUUAUUUCACAAACAUAAAAGGAAGAUAAAAUAGCAAGAUAUAGGAAGAGUCUUGAGUGAACCCUUUGGCAUCAUUAUUUGUAGCUGUCUUUUACUGAGUAUCAAGUAAGUGUUAGUUAUUACAUGAUUUUCCCUCUGACAUAUGUGACUAAAGUAAUAAAAUUCCCUAAGUUCUCUUAGCCUAUUGGGUCAACCAGGAACCUCCUCCUACCCUAUCCCAUCCCUGUAGGUUUAUACCACUGCCCUAACCCUAAACAAUACCCCUUGGGCUGGGUAUGGUGGCUCAUACUUGUAAUCCCAGCAAUCUGGGAGGCUGAGGUGAGAAGAUCACUUGAGCUCAGGAAUUCAAGAUCAGCCUGGGCAACAUCGUGAGCCUUUGUCUCUAUCAAAAAUAAAAAAUUAGCCAGGAGUGGUGAUACACACUUGUAGUCCCAACUACUCAGGAGGCUGAGGAGCAAGGAUCACUUGAGUCUGAGAGAUCAAGGUUGCAGUGAGUCAUAAUUGUGCCAUUCUAGCCGUGGUGACAGAGUGAGACCCUAUCUCAAAAAACAAACAAAACACAGCAGCAAUAACCUUGGACCCACAUCCUCAGGUCUCCAGGUAUCUCCUCCUAGACCUGAUUGGCUUCACCUCUAGUUUGUUGUGUUCUAGUUAGAGAUUGUACAUCCAGUUAGUUGACCCACCCUUCUGUGGCAGUUUUAUAAGACGGUCCAUGCAGGAUCCUGAGACUUCCUCCAGAUCUUAGGCCUCUCUCCAGUGCUUCUGUACUCUUUCCUCAUUUAAAAUUUCUUCUAGAACUUUUUUUUUGAGACAAUCUUGCUCUUCAUGUAGGCUAGAGUACAGUGGUAUGAUCGUGGCUCACUAUAGCCUCAAUCUCCCAGGCUGAAAAGAUCCUUGUGCCUCAGCCUCCUGAGUAGCUGGGGUUACAGGUGCACCACCACAGCUGACUAAUUUUAUAUUUAUAUUUUUAGUAGGGAUGAAGUCUUGAGAUGUUGCCUAGGCUGGUCUUGAAUUCCUGAGCUAAGUGGUUCUCCUACCUCGGCCUCCCAAAUGCUGUCUUUUACUCUGUUAUCAUAUUUUGAGUGCUUGCCCACUUAUUCCUUUUUGUACCUGAAAGACCUAUUAGCUUCUAGUUUGGUGACUAUAUAUAUAUAUAUAUAUAUAUAGUAUUUUUGAUAGCGAUAGUGUUAUCAUGUUGCCCAAGCUGGUCUUGAACUCCUGAACUCAAGAAAUCUGCCCGUUUGGGCCUCCCAAAGUGCUGGGAUUACAGGUGUGAGCCACUGCACCUGGCAGGGACCCAUAUUUUUAUUUUGUACUGGGCCCCAUGAGUUAUAUGGCUGGUUCUGGGAGUUUAUCUGGGUUCGGGACAUUUUUGGACCCAGAUAAAGGGGAAGUUGAGUUGGGAAUAUUCGUGUGGUUCCUAGUCACAUCCAUGUGUAACCAGCUCUUCCAGUGAAGGAACAGUUCCCAGGAGGAGUACUCUUGCCCUCUGUGAUGGCUCCCUCAGUGCUGUGACUCACAAAGGCCCCAGAGGGCCAUCACAGAUGAGUGUGUCCCCUGGUGCUCAGCAUCAGAAGUACAUAAGAACUAGAGGAGAAACAAAGGUAAAGAGCUGGAAUGCAGAUAUACCAGCCCUUGCUUCAUGCUGAGGGCACAGAUGCCUUUGGGGAAGGCAGAGCAACAAGAUAGAAAGGACCUGGUCUCUGAAUAGCCAUAUGGAAAAAAUGGCAUCUCUAUCAGGACUGCUCACUUAAGCACUAUUUUGUUGUUCUCAGGCUACAAAUCUCACUCUGAUGGAGUAAGGAAUGCCAUGAGGUACCCUUAGGUCCCUUUUCUGGAAGCUUCCAUCUCCCAAACUCCUGGAAGAGUUAGUUGCUGUCAACUCACAGCACAGAAAGACCAAACUCAGAAGGUACCAUACCUGGCUGCAUGGCUUUAGACCAGUAACUCACAUGAUGAACAAUGUAAUGUGUCUAGAGAAGUGCUGGGCCUGCUGAGGGAGGAGGAGAAUUGUGUCCUGAAGGUGCUGCUGGACCCAGCUAACAUGGCUAGGCACGAGCCAGGAGAGGCUGUACGGGACAGGAGCCUGAAAGUGCUGGUGCGAUGAAGGUGGAACAUCAAUCUGGAUAAGGGAGAAUUUAUUGAUAUGGGCACUCUUCUGAUAUGUAGGAUUUAAAACCCUGACAGGGUCCCAGAAGAUAGUGCUCAUACCUAAGUUUACUCUCGGAAGCUUGGAGAUAAUGAUGGCCCAUGUCAUUUAAUAUUGAAAUAUUAGAAUUAUGAUGGCCAAUAAUUGAAGGGUGAAUCAAAAGACCCGGAGAUGUAUAUGAGAACAUAUUAACAUUGGUGUCAUUAAAGUUGGUAUGCAACCCCCCACUGCUAAAUCUGACUGGCUUGAAAAAAAAAGACCCAGAGAUGUAGGCAUACUAAAUAUUCUACACAGGGCCAGAAAACUCACCGGCCAACUAUAUUAUGUGGGCUUGGAGAAUACUUGUUUAUUGUACAAUGAGAAAAGUACUGGUACCAGAGGCCAUGGCUUAGCAGUAAAGCUUGGUGGCAUCUUCUGUUGUCUAGGGCUGACAAUAGGCAAUGCUGCUUCAGAACCGGGCUCCCUGAUGGCCCUGUAUGAUAGAAUGCAGAGCAAGCACAAUUAUCAUGAGUGCAAGUCAAAGUAAUGUCCAAGAGUGCCAACCUGCAGAAAUUUUUAGAGAUGGGCAGUAAGCAAGGGGGUUGCUUAUUCUAUACAAUCAAAAUAAGUCAAGGAUGGAUGAUACUAUAUUAAGGAUGACCACCCCGAAAAAAGUCAUAGUCCUUGGUCUGAUUUAUAGAACCAAGUUUUUAGACUUGGAAGCCAGUGACUGAAGGAGAGGCUGGAUUUUAAGGACAAAUGACCCUGCAAAACCAUGAGUGACUAUAGUACACAGUUAUGAAACAAUGAGGGAAGGGAAAGUCCCAGGCAUUUUGAGAACUGUUGAAUAAAGUUAUGGGCUGGAAACUGAGAUAGAAACUUGCUGUUCUAACAUGGCCCCCUCUGAGGAAGCUAUGUGGAGGCCAGGUAAGAAGUGGAAGUGUUCUGGUUCAGGUUCGCUGGUCCCACAAAUCCACUGGGUAAGCAUCUCCCUAAUCCCUCAAUGCACUAUUGGAAUAGACAUAACUGCCGGUUGGUAGAACCCCAACAUUGAAUCUCAGGACUGUAGGUUAAGAACCAUCACGGUAGAGAAGCUAUGUGGAAUCCAUUGAAACUUUCCCCCUCAAUCAAAAUAGUAAAUUGAAAAGGGUCACAAAAGAACAUAGUGGGGUGAUGGAAAUGUUCUGUAUUUUGAUUGCUGUGGUAGUGAUUACAUUUAUUCAUGCAUUUGUCAUGAAAUAGUUUGAAGUCAAAAAGUCAUCAAGCUGUGCAGUCAAAAUGAGUGCAUUUUAUUGUAUGUAAACCAUUCCUCAAUAAAGUUGAUUAAAAAUA
Messenger RNA from Callithrix jacchus (white-tufted-ear marmoset), 27908 nucleotides. Lineage: Eukaryota; Metazoa; Chordata; Mammalia; Primates; Cebidae. The record is from RefSeq and is a predicted model, not a curated record.